This is a messenger RNA of Ceratosolen solmsi marchali, 758 nucleotides long. It is a transcript of the gene Dpm1, whose product is annotated as Dolichyl-phosphate mannosyltransferase subunit 1. The record is from RefSeq and is a predicted model, not a curated record. Gene Ontology annotation, cellular component: endoplasmic reticulum membrane. Gene Ontology annotation, biological process: GPI anchor biosynthetic process; dolichol-linked oligosaccharide biosynthetic process; protein O-linked glycosylation via mannose. Bases 1 to 753 code for a protein of 250 amino acids. The transcript has 4 exons. Lineage: Eukaryota; Metazoa; Arthropoda; Insecta; Hymenoptera; Agaonidae. Gene Ontology annotation, molecular function: dolichyl-phosphate beta-D-mannosyltransferase activity.
AUGAAUUCAUCAAUAAAAGAUAUCAGUAAACAAAUUAAAUAUAAUAAAUAUUCUAUACUUUUACCAACGUAUAAUGAAGUAGAAAAUUUACCAAUUAUAAUAUGGCUUAUUAUUAAAUAUAUGGAUGAAUCAAAUUUACAGUAUGAAAUAAUUGUCAUUGAUGACGGUUCACCUGAUGGAACUUUUGCUAUGGCAAUCCAGCUUCAAAAUUUAUAUGGAAAAGAUAAAAUUGUUUUAAGACCUAGAACAAAAAAAAUGGGACUUGGAACAGCAUAUAUACAUGGAAUUAAAUAUUCAACUGGUAGUUUUAUUGUUAUAAUGGAUGCUGAUUUAUCUCAUCAUCCUAAGUUUAUCCCAAGAAUGAUUAAAAAACAAAAAUUAUAUGAUUAUGAUAUUGUAACUGGUACAAGAUAUUGUGGAAAAGGUGGAGUUUAUGGAUGGGAUUUUAGAAGAAAACUUAUUAGCCGUGGAGCAAAUUUCAUAACUCAAAUUAUGUUAAGACCAGGAGUUACUGAUUUAACUGGAAGUUUUAGAUUGUACAAGAAAAACGUCUUGGAAGAAUUAAUCAAAUCUUCUGUAUCAAAAGGUUAUGUCUUUCAAAUGGAAAUUAUAGUGAGAGCAAGACAAUUAUAUUAUACUAUUGGUGAAGUACCAAUUUCAUUUGUUGACCGUGUUUAUGGAGAAUCAAAAUUAGGUAGUUCUGAAAUUAUUCAAUUUAUCAAAGGCCUUUUGUAUUUAUUUGCAACAAUUUAAUAUAA